AUGUCGUUUGUUUAGUUUCGAAUUCCGACAUCAUCGUUCUGAAUCUGUCGCUGCAACUUGCAACUGAGAAGGAAUGCACAACAGCACACAACAAGAUUCGAUGCAAUGAACUUCGUGAUUUCAAAGAAUCCUGUUAAUCUUCUCAACUAUCACUCACCGUGUUCGCUUCUUCGUUUCCAUGUUCCUUCGCUUCUUCGCAGUUCAACCACGAAAUGGACACGUGGCUCUGAAACUCUCAGGUUGAGAGCUUCGUGUGCUUCUUCUACCUCAGCUGGUUGCUAUGGAGGCUGGGAUGAUCUUAGCGGCUCAGAAGCUCCAGGUGAGUUCGAUACGUUGCGCGAUUUUCUUGUUUCAAUCGGAAUCGAUGAUAGGAAGCACGUUUUCGUGUUUUUAUUGGGCCUUGUUUGUGCGAUGGCGAUUUCUAGAGUUAAGGUUUCUACUUUCCUUGUUCUUCCUGCUUCCGUGUUGCUUUUAGCUGUUGGAUUUGCAGCAGGGUCUUUUCAGAAUGGAACCUUUGGUGAAGUGAGGGUGAGUGGAAGUAAGAAGAGGGAAAAGGAAAAGGAGGAGAAUUUGAAAUUGCCCUUUGAGAAAUUGAGGAGCGUGGAUGAAUUUUUUGAUGAGAUUGAUCUUGUGAUUGGUAACUUGAAGAGUGAUGUUCAAAGUGCUAUCAGGAAUAAGAAGAUUCAAGUGGAUGAUUUGUGUGGUUAUGUUGAAGUCACUGAUAGGAUAAAAUUGUCUGCUUUGAAUGCUAGGAACAUUGUUAAGACUUUAAUCGACGAUGAGGAGAAGGCUAACGGCGCGUUGGUUGAGAACCAUAAGAGCGGUAGAAGGAAGAAACAAGUUGGAGAAGCUGGGUAUCAGAUGUUAAAAUCUAUUAGUAGUUUGUUUGGGGAUGAUUUGCGAAGCUCCAAUUCCACCAAAGUCAGGGAAAAUGUGGACAGAGAAUUGGAUCAAACUAAAGGAAAUGGUGGUGUGCCGCCAGUUGAAGAUAGGACUUUAAAUUUGGUUGAUGAUAGUAAAGCAAAUGGCAAGUUGGGUUCUUCUCAAGACUUGGUUACUGAUUCUGUUUUGGGUAUGGGCAGAUAUGGAAGAAUGAAAAACAAUCCUGAGAUAGAAAGUUUUGACUUGGGGGACAAUCGCAGAAGCACUAACAAGUUCCCUGGUGAAAAUAAGUAUAGUUACCCGAACAAAGGAUUGAGGUUCACAAAUAAUCACAGCUUCUCUUUGAAGAUGGAUUCGAGCAGCACGACUGAUAUGUGGGAAUCCCGCGACAAUGUGCUUGAUUCUGAAGGCUUUAAAGUCAGAAUGAAACACAUGGAAAGCGAGUCUUCCUAUAUGCGCAAGGAGUUGCUUGAUCAAAGCCAUGAAACUUUCAGGUCUUCUCACGACAAGAGGGAGAGUAUGUCUGAUAGAUCUCGGUAUGCACAGGAUAGGGUGGAUUAUGGUGACCAUCGCCAUCUUGCCAAUGACUUGUCUGAAGGUGAGAAUGAAUUCAAUUCCCCUUCAUCUGCAAAAGUCUCAGAUGAUGUGAUGUUUGAUAGGUAUCUUGCUGAAGCAACAGACCUUCUAAAAGAAGCAAAAGAGUUUGUUAAGGGUAGACAUGAUGAAAAGCAAGCUGAAAUCCUGUUAUACAGGUCUGCAAACUUACUAUCCAAAGCUGUGGACUUGAAACCAAUGAGUUUAUUGGCUGUGGGACAGUUAGGGAACACUUAUCUUCUUCAUGGAGAAUUGAAGUUGAAGAUUAGCCGUGAAUUGAGAACUCUUCUUUCAGGAAGAAUCCAACCAUCAUCUAGAAAGCAUAGAAGAAUAUUGAAUGAACUGCAAACUAAUAUUACCAGUGAAGAAGAAGUUACACAAUUGCUUAUUGAUGUGUGUGAAGAGUGUGAAGAGCUACUGGUUGAGGCAGGUAGAAAGUAUAGGUUGGCGUUGUCAAUUGAUGCAAAUGAUGUGAGAGCCCUCUAUAACUGGGGCCUUGCUCUCUCUUUCCGUGGCCAAUUGAUAUCGGAUAUUGGGCCGGGUGCAUCUUUUGAGGCUGAAAGGGUAUUCUUGGCUGCAAUUGAUAAGUUUGAUGCUAUGCUGGUGAAAGGCAAAGUUUAUGCACCGGAUGCACUGUUCAGAUGGGGUAUGACAUUGCAGCAAAGAUCUCGCUUAAGGCCAGGAAGUAGUAAAGAGAAGGUGAAGUUACUGCAACAGGCUAAAAGGCUAUAUGAAGAUGCGCUUGAUAUGGACUCUAAUAACAUUCAAGUGAAAGAUGCCUUAUCCUCGUGUGUCUCUGAACUUAACUAUCGACGAUAUUAGUCUAUUCAUGGAAAGUGUUAUCCAGAAGAAUCAGUUUGCUUUCAAUUCCAGCUACUAUGGUAUAUCUGCUCUGGAUCCAGCACCUGCAGGAGAAUGAGUUGUGAAUCCCAGUUUCUUCGUCUUCUUCCUGAAUCUUCAUAGAAUUAGACAAAGACAGAAAUAAUAAUACAUGUAACAACAGUAAUAAUAAAUGUCAAAGGAAACCAUUUUUGUUGUCUUUUCUCUAUCCUAGAAUUCUUAUCAGUGUCAAUGUUGUACCAAUAGCAUGAAUUCCCACUAUCAAUGUAAGAAAUAAUUAUCAACGUUAAAUAUAUUUUUAGAUCAUCUAAUAUCAGAGAGUUUUGAUUUUAGCCCCUA
Lotus japonicus is the source of this 2655-nucleotide messenger RNA. RefSeq lists its product as uncharacterized. Gene Ontology annotation, molecular function: protein binding. The coding region runs from base 106 to 2298 and encodes 730 amino acids. NCBI's taxonomy places the organism in Eukaryota, Viridiplantae, Streptophyta, Magnoliopsida, Fabales, Fabaceae. The record is from RefSeq and is a predicted model, not a curated record. The transcript has 3 exons.